ACGAAAUGGCUUAUGAGUAUCUGCUCAAAUUCUGAAAAACACACUCAGAGUGUCUGAUCAAACACUCGAAUGUCUGAGCAAAACACUCGAGUAUCUGAGCAAAUACCCGGGUGUUUUUCCUCCCCUAUUUUCCCCCACGACAAACUAGAUUUCAUUAUUAAAAAAAGGGGUUUCUUGAACUCAAAGCCAUUUUAAAAAACGCCAUAUAUUCGUGCAAGUAAGUAUCGAAUCAAACACAGAUUUGUAAAUAAACUUACAAUGCGAUUUACUCAUUUUAUUUGCUGUUGAUCUCUGCUUAAAGCAGGUUCAUAUUGGAGCUGAGAUAUUGAAAAGUUUAAAGUUCCGCAAGCAAUAUGAUUAAGUCGUAUAUAUUAAUAGCAGCUGUCUGGUUUUUAUAUAAAGCUGUGUGUAGCACCGUUCUGCCUAGUGAUAUUGUAAAAUGCCACUUUGGAGAUUCACCUUGUAUUAUAAAAAGCAUUAAUGAUGUAAUCAGAAGAUACCCCAAAGGCAUACCGGAGAUUGGUCUGCCGCCAUUGGAUGCAACGGAAAUGGAAGAUGUUUCUAUGUUGGAUUCACCAUACCGCGGUCCGAUCUGGCUAACUUUUCACAUGAGAGAUAAUGUUAUCAAGGGCUUCAACAAUGCAACAGUUACCCACAUUGAGGGUUUUAAUCGAGAUCCAACAAUAGAACCAAUCAUGAUAAAAGCUCGCAUUCCGCGACUUGUGCACGAAGCAACCUACGAUAUGCAAGGUCAGUUGCUAAAGCUGAAAGCAAAUACAACCGGAAAACUGCAAUCUGAUUUUCAGAACAUUCACUUUACGCUCAAGAUCAAGAUCAUACUGGAAUAUCGCAACAAUAAGCGAUAUCUUAAAGUGUAUGAAAUCGUACCCAAAGUCACUUUGGAUCGAUGGAUUAUUUGGAUGAAUGAUUUGUAUAAAGAAAAUACCGACUUAACAAUAGCUAUAAAUCGAGCAUUCAAUAAAAAUUGGGUGGAAUUUUGGAACGGUGUUGAGCCGGGACUACUGAAGGCAUUUUCGGUGGCAUUUACUGGUAUUCUCAACAAGGUACUGGAGAAUGUCGCCUAUGACGAUAUGUUUCUACCCGAUUUCAAUAAAUCGAAUAGCUCAAUUUAAAGUUAG
Molecule: messenger RNA, 1139 nt
Organism: Drosophila nasuta
Lineage: Eukaryota; Metazoa; Arthropoda; Insecta; Diptera; Drosophilidae
Exons: 3
Coding region: 354-1133 (259 amino acids)
Biological process (GO): multicellular organismal reproductive process
Source: RefSeq, a predicted model, not a curated record